Cantharellus anzutake is the source of this 856-nucleotide messenger RNA. RefSeq lists its product as uncharacterized. The record is from RefSeq and is a predicted model, not a curated record. NCBI's taxonomy places the organism in Eukaryota, Fungi, Basidiomycota, Agaricomycetes, Cantharellales, Hydnaceae. Bases 136 to 675 code for a protein of 179 amino acids. The transcript is spliced from 7 exons.
GAAGUCGUAACAUAAUUUUGAUGGAGGGAUGGGUGGUAGGCAGGUGGGACUCCUUCCCAGUUGCUCACUCCGAGGUUUAGUUGGUUCUUGGAGUGUGUCGAGGGCUUUCAUAUCUGCAUUCUAACGAGAUCGUUCAUGGUAAUCUUAAUCCGAGCAACGUCCACGUCGACUACAAUGUCGGUGACACCCUCCAGAAGUCCUGGCGCAGCCCGGAGUCCUUCCUUCGGGUGUACAUCGUCACAGAUGCUCCUUGGAAAACGCCCUUACGAGAGUAUCCGAAAUGAUUACCACAUUCCAUCGGUAGUCGCGAGAUAUAUGGACCCCUAUGCGUGGGAUUCUGUGGAUCCUUUCUAUGAGGUGCUUCGGAGCUGCCUCGUGCAUGACCCUUUUCGACCUGCCACUUCCAGUGACGUCAUCAAACGUUUAGAAGUGAAGCUGGGAUUCGGUAGAUCCGCCGUCGCUCCUCCAGAAAACAACCUCCAGCCUCUCGAAGGGAAUGAACGUAAUCUGACGAAUAAACUUCAAAUUGAAGAUAGAUUUGGAGAUGACUAUAUCAGUCAGCCGGUUCCAGUGCACCCAGAUAUACCAGAGCCCUCUAAUGGUAUCUGGCCGCUGCGCAAAUCGCGCAUUGGCUUGAUGAUGAUUGGCCGAGCUUGCGAGGCGUUGUUUCACUGAUUGCACCGGAGGCCAUUCUGGCAACUGCAUGCUACUGUCUUGGAGAAUAUCAAAAAAGUAUGAGAUGGUCGAAGGGUGGACCUUGGCCCAUUCAUACUUUGUCCCCAUGAAUGCAUGGUUUCUUCGACCCAUCAAAAGGAGGACAAGGAGAAGCGGUAGACCCAAACCACUUGCAGUAAUA